This is a messenger RNA of Pecten maximus, 2851 nucleotides long. RefSeq names its product adhesion G protein-coupled receptor L3-like. The record is from RefSeq and is a predicted model, not a curated record. Gene Ontology annotation, biological process: cell surface receptor signaling pathway; G protein-coupled receptor signaling pathway. Gene Ontology annotation, cellular component: membrane. Gene Ontology annotation, molecular function: G protein-coupled receptor activity. The transcript has a single exon. NCBI's taxonomy places the organism in Eukaryota, Metazoa, Mollusca, Bivalvia, Pectinida, Pectinidae. Bases 3 to 1388 code for a protein of 461 amino acids.
UCAUGGUAAACAUGAAGUGUGACGAUAUUAGUUCAAGUGAGACCGGAGAAGUAAUAUUUAUGAUACACACGAUGUUUCUCAUAAGGAAUUAUGUUGACAGACUUUCAACUGAAGAAGCAUUACUGAAUUUGAGCAAUAGGACUUUUAAUUUUCAUAAUGUUGCUUGGAAAUCCUCAUUGUCCUCUGAAGCAUUUAUGUUACCAGCACUCGUGAAUACAGUUGGUUUCAUGAGCCAUUGUUACAGUAAAACAAUAGAACAUACGACAUUCAAUCUUCACAAUAACUAUCAGCCGGCACUGGUAUCACCACUUCUUCUCUGUCGUCAAGUGGAAUUAGAUCAGGAUGAAUUUGAAGUAGAAGAAUCAACCUUUGAAAUAUCACUGUCCAAAUCAACUAGAAAGCUUCAUCAGGAUGAAUUUUUGUUGAUCGACAAAAAAGUUCGAAUUUGUCUUUACAAUUUCCAGGAGAUGUUCAACGGUUCCAUUGCGGCAAGGUUUAGUGAACCACCUUUGUAUGCUCCUCUUAAAAUCACUACGUUCGUUUGCAAUGUGAUAUCUCUUGUAUGCCUCCUGAUAACGUUUAUAACAUAUUGCUUAUUCCCGACCAUGCGUUCUUUACCAGGAAUGAACAAUAUGAGUCUGGUGUUCGCCAUGUUCUUUGCCCAGUUGCUUUUUCAGUCCGGUUUUUAUAUGACAUCCUCGCCAACAUUAUGCACGGUUUUCGGGGUCUUUAUACAUGUUUUCUGGCUAUCGACGUUUGGCUGUAUGAGCGCGUGUUCGUAUCAUAUGUACAGCGUGUUCGCUGGUGACAUCAUCGCAGGAAGGCUGUCAGCGUGGGGCUGGAAGAGGAGGAUGUCGUUCUACAUAUUGUAUUCAUACGGAUUAUCAGCUGCCAUUGUGUCAACCAAUAUCAUCAUUGUGUAUCUUACGUCAGAAGAUAAUAACAUCGGUUAUGGUAAAUCAAGGUGUUUUAUAAAUAACAGCACAUCAUUUUAUCUUUCAUUUCUUGCUCCCGUGUUAAUAGUUUGUUUCACGAAUAUUUAUUUUUUCAUACGAACUGCUUUACAAAUAAAAAAUUCACCAAAAGUAGAUAGUACAAAGGAAAGAAAAAAUCAACAUGUGAUUUACGUCAAGUUAUUUUCUUUAACUGGAAUAACCUGGAUCUUAUUGAUUAUCGAUACAUUACUACCUAUAACGGUAUUUAGUUUCCUGGUAACAAUAGCUACCGUCUGUCAGGGUUUGUUUGUUUUUGUCAGCUUUGUUUUAAACAAAAGAGUGUUUAAUUAUUACAAAGUCUUAAUGUGCGGUAAGAAGCUAAAGUCUACAAUUUCUUCGACUUCACAGCCAGGUAACACUCAGUCAACAAUUGCGAACUCUGGUUCAAUAUGAUUCCAGUAUGACCUAUUUAUUCAAAUGGAGUCCCAAUAGCCAAUGUAAAAAAUAUAUUUGAUGUUUAUUUUGAAUGCUUAGAUACAUAUAUCAAACGAAAUCUAAAUGUUUAAAAUGUCAUCAAUCAUAACUGUAUUUAAAUAGCAUUUAUACAUGUCUUAUAGAUUUGUAAUGUCACUGUGCUGCGCAUGAUUAUUAUAUCAUAAUGUGAAUUAUGAUCAAUAUAAAAUACCAUUUAAUUUUGAAAUAUUUACGAUAUUCCUGUUACUAGAAUGAACUAUUCUUUCAUAUCACAACAGUAGCUAUUUUACAUGAAGAUGUAUGUGUCGUGACUUAUAUUUUGGUAGUAUAUCAAAUGUACUUUGAAUAAAUUAUUUAUCAGUAAAUUUUUUUUUUUCAGUUUGCAUUUUCUUGUUCAGCACGUAAUUUGCUGGAUAUGUUUUGUGAGCGACUUGAGAUUUAAAUUAUGUUCUAUCAAUAAUUCCUGUUUACUUUUGUUUCGGAAGCCAUGACCGACUUUAUGGCAAGAAACCCUUUAUCUUACUGUCUCAAGUAUAAGAUAAUGUAUCUGAUCUAUACAUAGAGUUUGUAGAAUUCAAAGAGUUACAUCAGCAGUAGGCAUUCGUUCCCACACCGUCUUAAACCGGAUAGGUAGUCAGAAAUCGUAUUCGGACGAGUUAAGCUGGAGGGUAGCCAAUGCGAUUAUCUGACACAUAAUUAUAAUAUUUAUAUACUUUGACAUUGUAUGUAACACUUUUUUUUUCGAAAUGUUGAAGAACAACUGAGGCGUGAUGCAUAUCUUUUUGACUUGUUUUGAUUUUGUAACUGUAUGAAGAUUUUUGCCUUUUGAAUAGCAUGAUUUUACCUCUGACCGAUAUACUGACCAUAAUUUUACACUUAAUUGAAUUGACCCGUAACUGACAUUUAUGCGGUUGAUAGUUCCACUAAUUAACUGAUUAUUAAUUUCUUUGUCAAAAAGAAAAUUAAGUCUGACGUUUUUCUGUAACGUCAUUAAAUUCAUUGUCAUUGCUAUAACUAACCUUUUUGUUAAAAAUAUGUUUGUGUGUAUUAACCAUAAACAUUAACCCAAGUAUGUGGGAUUUAUCUCCCUUAGACUAACAUCGGACAUCUUACGAACUAAUUCACGGUGUCUCAUAAGAUGUGUUGAGUACAGUUAAGUAUUGAGUGAAGAUUUAAGAAAUAAUGUUCUUAGCUUGUAGUUCUCAGUUGAUAUGCUAUUGAUCAUAAGGGUGCGAUACAUCAAUAUUAAGAUUAUACUUUUAUCAAUAGACAUGGGCUCUUUUUUCUAAGUAGAGAAAACACAGUGAAACAAGACUACCUUUGGUAAAGUGUACCCAAUCUAACUUUUUAAGGUAGGAACAUCUGAUGUAGUGAUACAUGUACAUCUACCAAAGCCGGCGUAUCACAAAGAAGAGGAUACAAAACUACAAAAGUAUUGUAGU